GAGAGAGAGAGAAAAAAAGUGAGUUUCAAACUUACCAAUUGAAAACAAAGUGCCAAGAGAUCCAAACUAAUCUGCCUCCUCCAUUUUUGUUCAUCUAAAUGACAGAUAUGAAGUCUUUGCUUGUCCUGCUUUGCUUCUUGUUCUCUGCCUUCUUUGCCUCAAUGAGCCAUGCAAGAAGAUCUCCAUUGUUGUCCCCAUUGUUCUCUCCUCAACCUCAACCUGCACCACCCAUUACUGUUGUGGCAUCACCUCCUCUAGUGAUGAAUGUCAUUGUAGAAGACAAUCACCAUCAUAUGCAUAAAGAGUUGCUUUUAGCAAUCAUCCUGGCAUCAAUUGGAGUCAUCAUGACCAUUGUUUCAAUAUUUUGCGUCAUUGUUUUUUAUCGAAGAAAUCGAAGAAACUCUGGUUCAAAAACCACUCAAAGCUCAGAUGCUGGUGGAAGAUUUCCAUUGGGUCCGAUUUUUAGCAAAUUUAAUACUGUAAAGACAACACCAAGAAAAGGAUCCAUGGCCAUGGUUGAUUUUGCAUUGCUAGAAGCAGUGACAAAUAACUUCAGUGACAGUAAUGUCUUGGGGCAAGGUGGAUUUGGUUGUGUAUAUAAAGCUCAAUUCGAAGAAGGUGUUCUUGCCGCGGUUAAGAAGUUAGAUGGUGGUGGAUAUGAAUGUGUAAGAGAAUUCGAGAAUGAGCUAAAUUUGCUUGAAAGAAUUCGACAUGCAAACAUAAUUUCACUUGCGGGGUACUGUAUUCACGAAGAAACUCGAUUUCUUGUUUACGAAUUGAUGCAAAAUGGAUCUUUAGAGACAUUACUUCAUGGACCGACUCGUGGCUCGACUCUAACUUGGCACAUUCGCAUGAAGAUUGCUCUUGAUACAGCCAGAGGAUUGGAAUAUCUUCAUGAGCAUUGCGACCCGCCCAUAAUUCAUCGAGAUCUUAAAUCGUCUAACAUCCUUCUUGAUUCUGAUUUCAAUGCAAAGAUUGCUGAUUUUGGCCUUGCGGUCACAAGUGGAAAUCUAAGCAAAGGACAUGUUAAAAUCUCCGGCACUCUUGGCUAUGUAGCUCCUGAAUAUCUUUUAGAUGGUAAACUCAGUGAGAAAAGUGAUGUUUAUGCUUUUGGGGUUGUUUUGCUUGAGCUUCUAAUGGGAAGAAGACCGGUCGAAAAAUUGGGACCGUCUCAAUGCCAAACUCUAGUUACAUGGGCCAUGCCUCAGCUCACCGACAGAUCAAAGUUGCCGAACCUAAUUGAUCCUGCAAUCAGAAACACAAUGGAUCUGAAACACUUAUACCAAGUGGCCGCCGUUGCUGUCCUUUGCAUCCAACCGGAGCCAAGUUACCGGCCAUUGAUAACUGAUAUACUGCAUUCUCUGAUUCCAUUAGUCCCCAUUGAGCUCGGAGGAACACAUCGAGUCAUUGAUCCAUUGCCUCAAGCUUAGAGAUAAGACCAGGUUCUUUGUUUUCUUGAUCAUAUAUUGCUGAUAGAUUGCUUCUACCUUUUUACCUUCGUAUUCCAUCCCGGCAACAGAAUUAUUCUUUAUAAGAUCAGGAAAUGUUGAUGUAUAGAUGCCAUGUUUUUUUUUUUAACCAUUUUCAAAAAUUUCGGUUGUACAGUCAAGUUUCUUCAUUUUGAAGAAUGCAAAUAAGUUUAUUUAUGAAAA
This is a messenger RNA of Dioscorea cayenensis subsp. rotundata (Guinea yam), 1652 nucleotides long. RefSeq names its product probable receptor-like protein kinase At1g80640. NCBI's taxonomy places the organism in Eukaryota, Viridiplantae, Streptophyta, Magnoliopsida, Dioscoreales, Dioscoreaceae. Gene Ontology annotation, biological process: protein phosphorylation. The record is from RefSeq and is a predicted model, not a curated record. Gene Ontology annotation, molecular function: ATP binding; protein kinase activity. The transcript has 10 exons. Bases 99 to 1430 code for a protein of 443 amino acids.